ACAUCAUCAAGCUGUGUACGCAGUCAAUUUUCAUAAGUUCUUCACACCUUUUAGGUCCUUUAGCAAUUUCGUUGCACACAGAUAAUUUGCGUGUACUGGUUAUACAAUGCUUGCGUAUGCGUGUGUUAGGAAAUAGCUAAAAUCCGGCUGAAUUUCAUCGCGUAUAUUUAAAAUCAGAUUUAUAGUCACAAUUCAUUGAAUUCCAUGCAUGGUAACAGUAUUGGAACUCUAUUUAAAGAAAAUUGACAACUGAGCCAACUUGUUAGUAAACUAAGCGCGUAUAUGUGACAAUGAGAUCCAUAGUAUAGAAACGAAUCUCACCACGAAUCUCGCCAUAUUUUGAUGGGCUCACACGCCAUCAAAGCCUUAAUAGCAGACAAUAUAAAAAAAAAUUCACCCUAGGCAUCUAAAGUCCAGCAUAUUUUACAAGAUAGGACGAUUUUACAAGUUUUCGUAACGAACUGACUAAGAUACGAAUGAUUUUCUAGCAACGGUUCUCACUUUCUGUCAUAAAAUAGCCAAUGAGAUAUAGAUUUAUUUACAGUUUUGUAGUGAGCUUCGUUCAAAAACGAACUUAAAAAGGGAUAUCUGCAAAGUUAACCGAUUGUAAUUAAGGAAAAUGGUUUCUUGUACCCAUAUGCAUAUAAAAUGUAAGAUAAGUAAAAUUUAUAGUAACGCAAAUCAGCGUUUUAGACCGAGAUUCGUUAGUGAGCAUCGUGUAAUAUGAGACGUAUGAAAUUUGACUACUGGCUGCGUUAUGAACUGUGCUAUAAAUCUUAUACUGCAAACGUAAUUUGGCUUGCAAAUGGCCCCAGUUCUCAAGUAUAAGUUUGUAAAAGGCGAAAACAAUGCAUAUUUAUUUGUCUUUCCCCGCAGUUUAAUAUGUUGUGAGAUGAGAUUUAAACCUACCCGACUCACAAACCGAUUAUUUCUGAAUAGUUCUGUUCCAGGUUCGUCGUAAUUAUGGUCUUUUGCAUCAUUCCAAAGACAGCAAGUAACUUUUGAGUAAAUUUCCGCGGAUUUUUCAAAAGGAAGAGAGCUAUGAUGAUAUUAGACGUGAAUAUAAAUGUGCUUAUUAAGCAUUAUAGCUAGUAGCACACGUACCUGUAUUGGUAUAUAAAGUGUUAAAAAUAACAACCCCCCCCCCCGGAAUGAAUGGAUAGUAUCUAAAACUACCAAAACUUGCCCACAUAUGCUUCGAUACUGGAAUAUAUGUAAUUGGGCGGUAUAAACUUAAAACUAAAACGUUUAAUUACCAAAUUCCAAACACCAUUGAUCACCACCAAGACAAUCUUUGCCAGAAACUAUGGGACAGCUGCUGUAAUUUCAUAUAUUUUGAAAGGAAUAGCGCCCCCCGUUCCCCCAGUUCAAUGUUGGGCCAACAAAAAUCUGAUGUCUGGAUGCGCGGCGCCAACAUUGAAACGGGUGGGGGGAGGGAGGGUGGAAAAUAUGUAUCAGCAAAUGGUAUAUUACAACCGAAUGCAUGUGAAAACUAGAUUGUCCCAAUCUAUAUUGUCAAAGAUUGUAGGUUUGGACUCUUCGACAUAUUCUCAUGCUUUUAAUAACCUUCAUUACCUCAGUGCGUAAAAUCUUGUUUUUCCGGUAAAAGAUUAAGCAGUUGCAUGUUGAAUUCAUUGCGGUUGUCGUUGAAGCCCAGAGUGCUGCGAGGAGUGCGUUAUCCAAAUUAAAUUCUUUUGCUGUCGAGGUUAUGGUCAGUCCAAUGUAGGCGAACACUGGAAUGUUUAGUACUACAAAACAAGCGACUGCCAGCAAGCAACUCGAUAUAUUUUUCAAAGAAAACGUCUUUUUCAUCUCGGUCGAUAUUCCGUUGUUUCUACGACUUUUCCUGGCGACUGCGAACAAUUUGUAGUUGAUGAACAACAUUGGGGGAAUGAUAAUAAUAAAAAAAAUUAGAAGAGCAACUUGAUAGGGAAUAACACAGUCGUUAAAAGAUAGCAGCAGCAGGGUUACUUCUACGGUAAUCAGUAUUGCCAGAAGAGUUAAAAGUCUUCCCUUCGUUACCGAUGUUCGAUGAAAGAUGGGAUAAUAUGUCGCCAAAUAUCGAUCAAAAUUUAUCGCCAAAAGAGCGAGCAAAGAAAAACCAACGAAAACAACUGAGAACCUUGUGGAAAUAACCACCCAGCCAGUGUAUCGAUCCAACCUUCCAGUCAAGAAUAAGAUCGCAUGAAGAGCCGUGAGUGGAUGACCAGUUAAAACCGCAAGCAAGUCGCAACAGGACAAAACCAUUAUAAUGAAAUAACAUAAUUUCUUUCGAAGUUGGAUAGACCGCCAGAAAGUGAGUAUGACCAGGGAAUUUAAACAUAUUCCUGAGAAAAAGAACAAUACGUUCAAAGCAAAUAUAAAUAUCAGGUUGAUGAAACGAAAGAACUCCAUCGUACGACUUCGUAAUUGACCUCCUCUUCUGAAGAAUUGAACAUAACAAAUAUUGUCAGCAGGUGAUAUAGUUAGAAUGACAAUGCUGAAGUGGACAUAUGGCAUAAUUAUAUAAAUGGUUCAUUACCAUGAUAACACUUCUAUGAAUGUUUUAGUAUGUCUUAUUGUACGUGAUGCGUUGAAGACUUACGGUGAAGUUGCCUCCUACUUCUUUUCAAAUGUAGAAAAUUUAUGGUUUGGUCUUGCAUCUAAAUUGUUUGGGAGGAUUUCCAUUUUAAGUAUACAAUCCUAAUCACACUACUACCCUAAUACUAACAUUAAUCCUAAUCCUUUCAUUAAUCCUAAUCCUUUCAUUAAUCCUAAUCCUAACAUUAAUCCUAGUCCUAACAUUAAUCCUAAUCCUUUCAUUAAUCGUAAUCAUUUCAUUAAUCGUAAUCCUUUCAUUAAUCCUAAUCCUUUCAUUAAUCCAAAUCCUUUUAUUAAUCCUAAUCCUAAUUACAUAUAGUGUUAUUCUUUAAUUAAAUCAAUGUCAUAAUACGAAAUUUCAGCACACUCCCAACCGUGCAAAGAAAAACAAUAGAAGGGGACUGGAACUGACGUCCAAUAGCUCUCUUCAAUUUCCGCCAUCUUGGAUUCGCUUUUUGAACUCGAGUUCUCACUCCAGAUAUAUAUAGAGGUCACUGGAUGAAACGACCAUGACAGUUGAUGAGAGUUGAAACUCUCACUCGUUUUUGAUCGCCAACUCUCAUCGACUCUCCUGUACUCUCAUGAAUGAACCCUCCUUGUUUUAUUUUGCUAUCUGGCAAGUUACGAUUAUAUGAAACUAUACAUUCCCCAUUGUGUUUCUACAAUGCAUACCAUAAUAUAACAAAGAUACUUGCAGGUUCGGUGAGUCCGGGAUUGGACGCACCUCGGACUCACCGAACCCGGACGCACCAAUCCCGGACUCACCGAACCUGCAAGUAUGCUUGGUUUUUAUCACAUGCCAUUUCGGUAAAAAGUACUAAAGAAUUUACGCAUUUUAGUAUAUAAUUUCUUGUUUGGAUAACGAAAAUUUUAGCAUUUAGAGAAAAUAUACACAUUCUGCGAAAACAUUGCCAAGAUUUAAGGCCUGAUUCCACGAGGCGGAAUUUUUCGACCGAAAAGAAAUUUCUCUUUGUCUUUUUACAAUUAGUUCUGCUCGAGAGCUCAUGAAACAAAGGGAAAUUUCGGUUCGGUCGAAAAAUUUCGCCUAGUGGAAAACCGCCUUUAUAUAAACCUGCUAGUGCCGAAGAAAUUUCGGCGGCCAUCUUUCUUCUCUUCACUUUGAAUACAGAAUUAAUAUUCGAUUUUCAUCAAACAAAAUAAAAAAAUAAUUAUAAAACAAUUAAAAACAGUCAAUUUAUUUUUUAUUUAAAUCUUCGUCUGAAAUUUGUUCAAAUCGCUUCAUAAAGGCCGCCGCGCCGAAACAUCGAUCUCGAAUCCACCUCCUAAACAUACGUCAGCAGGUGGGUUCGAGAUUGAACGCACCUCCUCGUAGCCAAUAGGAAAGCCGCUAAUACGCUAGGUAUGAGAUAAUAAUACGAAGCUCUCUUUGGAGCUUUUAAAAUACAUUCGCCUGCCAACGUGUAUAUAACACGGGAAGGGGUCUAUUUACUUUUUUCCUAAGUCAUUUAUUACAUUGCCACAGUAUUGUAUAAACAUAUAUUGCUUUCAAUAAACUUUUUAAAUGAAUAGCGAUUCAAUUGCCUGCAUGAAAAUGCAAGCAAAACGUCGGCAUUUCGAGCGAAAGCGCCCUUCGAUUUUGUCUGGAAAUUAGUAGACGAAAACGGUUCAAAAUUAUAUUAUUGCUUUGCACCUGUAUGUCUGCACUACAGUUACAAUAUUGCAGUAUUAAAUCUAUGUAGCGCUGGCCAGUAAAUAUGCAACAAUUGACAUUUUAUAUCAUUUAUACAAAACUAUUUCAAGUGGGCGGUGUUACUGUAAUAUGGAAUAUUAACUAAGUAGACGGUGAUCAAUUUUACUAUAGGGCUUUCGGGCAGGCUCUUUUUCAAUUCUCUGCCCUAUGGUAGUAUAGAAGAGCCGACCACGCUGGCUGUACCUAUACUAAUAGUGCAGUUUUACUAAAUUAUUAAAAACUUCUCGCAGGAAUUUUGCGCCCUUUGAUACUUUUCAUUUUAAAAUAUUAUAUCGUAUUAUAGGCAGCUGCCAUCUGGUAGCUAUAUACAUGUUUUACUGUCGUCACAUUCUGUCUAAUUUUUUUUUCUUUUCUCGUUCACCCUUCUAAGCCAAAUCUAUUUUCCCAACUAUUUUCUGCUUUGUUCAGUAUCGUCCGAUUAGGUUUGGUCUCUUCGACAUAUUUUGAUGCCUUUGAAAACUUUCAUUCCCUCGGCAACUCGAUAUAUUUUUGAAAGAAAACGACUUUUUCGUUUCGGGCGAUAUUCCGUUGUUUCUACGACUUUUUUGACUUUUCCUGACGACUGCGAACAAUUUGUAGUUGAUGAACAACAUUGGAGGAAAGAUAAUAAUAAUUAAUAUUAGAAGAGCAAGUUUAUAGGGAAUAACAAAGUUGUUGAAAGAUAGCGACAUCAGGGUUAUUUCCACGGUAAUCAGUAUUGCAAGAAUUGUUAAAAGUCUUCUCUUUGUUAUCGAUGUAUGAUGAAGAUAGGAUAAGAUGUCGCCAAAUAUCGAUCAAAAUUCAUCACCAAAAGAGCUAGUAAAGAAAAACCGUUGAAAAUAGUCAUUAACUUUGAAGAGAUGACAUCCCAGCCGCGGUAUCCAUCGAACUUUCCAGUCAAGAGCAACAUCGUACGAAGAGCCGCCAAUGGGUGACUAGUUAAAAUCAGAAGCAAAUCGCAACAAGACAAAAGCAUUAUCAUGAAAUGGCAUAAUUUCUUCCGAAGUUGCACAGACCUCCUGAUACUGAGUAUGACCACGGAAUUUAAACAUAUUCCUGAGAAAAAGAACAACACGUUCAAAGCAAAUAUGAAUAUCAGGUUGAUGAAAUGAAAUAACUCCAUCGUGCGACUUCGCAAUUGACCUCCUCUUCUGAAGAAUUGAACGUAACAAAUAUAGACAACAGCAGAUGAUAUUUAGAAUCACAAUCCUGAAGUGCACUUAUAUGGUGUAAUUAUAUAAAUAGUUCAUUGCCAUGACAACACUCCCAUGAAUAUAUUAGUAUGUCUUAUUUGUACGUGGUUCGUGGAAGACUGGCGUUGAAGUUGACUCCUAUAUACUUCUUUUCAAAUGUAGGAAAUUCAUGGUUUGGUCUUGCAUCUAAAUUGUUUGGGAUGAUUUCCAUUUUGCAAUCAGUAUGCAAUCCUAAUCACACUAUUACCCUAAUAGCACCAUUAAUCCUAAUCUUAACAUUAAUCCUAAUCCUUUCAUUAAUCCUAAUCUUAACAUUAAUCCUAAUUCCAACAUUAAUGCUAAUCUUAACAUUAAUCCUAAUCCUUUGAUUAAUCCUAAUCUUAACAUCGAUCCUAAUCUUAACAUUAAUCCUAAUACCAACAUUAAUGCUAAUCUUAACAUUAGUCCUAAUCCUUUCAUUAAUCCUAAUUCUUUCAUUAAUCCUAAUCUUAACAUCGAUCAAUCCUAAUCAUUUCAUUAAUCCUAAUCCUUUCAUGAAUCAUAUCCUAACAUAUAGUGUUAUUCUUUAAUUAAGCCCGUUACUGCAAUAUGUAGUGUUGUGAUUAUAAUUUUGCCUCUGUCGCUGCACGUAAGAAUUAGAGACUAUACAAUUAUACAAAGAACAUGAUCUAGUUCUCAUGGCUCAUAAUAUCUAGUUAAACAACUGUUUCAGAAGUUAUUAGUUUGCAGUUUUGGAAAACAACUUGAGAGCGGGUCGAGACAUGUAAAGGAAAGUUUGUUUUUAUAAUAUAUUUUAAUUAUACACUAAACAGGUGAUCCAAGUGCUAAGCACGUUUCACAUUGCCACAAAGUAAAGCAUAUAUGAAAAUCAUGUCUUAAACUAAGACUAUAGUGGUUAAAAAAGCUAUAAUGGAAUAACUUUAUUUAUACUUGAUAGCUCUGUCAGUUUUAAAUUGUUAGUAUUGUUCUUCCUAGAGGGCUAUGUUACAAUUAUAGCCAUUUCAUUGCUACCAGAGGAAACCUACAUCAUUUUAAUUUUGUAUAAAUACUUGCGAGCUUUAUCAGUUCUAAACUGUUACAGUUAGGACCAUUCAUUAUAGCUCCAUUGCAGUUAUAAAGAAACUUGAGUCAAAUUAACUUAAUCUAUGCCAAUAAAGAACAAAUUUUGACAAAGAGGCGGUCCAAGUUUCUUCUCCAGUAGUUGCACCUUUAAACCACGCUCGUUAUAACAUUAUUCUACAUCAGUUCUAAACUGUUUCUCCCCAUCCAUCAUUGGUGCACCAAUAAAGAGCACUUGUUAAUGGAAUAAUAGUGCAGUUUACUAAAUUAUUAAAAACUACUCGGAGAAAUUUUGCGGCCUUUGAUAGUUUUCAUUUUAAAAUGAAAGAGUAUUUCAGUUAUCUCGUAUUAUAGGCAGCUGCCAUCUGGCAAUUAUAUAUACAUGUUUUACUGUUGUCAUAUUUUAUUUAAAUUUUUGUUUUCUUUACUCGUUCAUCCUUCGAAGCCAAAUCCAUUUUCCUUGUUUUUCGUUUCCCAGCUAUUUUCUACUUUGUUCAGUAUAUCGUCCGAUUAGGUUUGGACUCUUCGACAUAUUUUCAUGCCUUUAAUAACUUUCAUUCCCUCGAUGCGUAAAAUCUUGUUUUUCCAGUAAAAAAUUAAGCAGUUAAAUGUCGAGUUCAUUGCACCUAUGGUUGAAGCCCAGAAUCCUGCAAGGAGUGCGUUAUCCAAAGUAAAUUCUUUUGCUGGCGAGGUUAUCCUUAGUCCAAUGUAGACGAAAGCUGGAAUGUUUAGCACCACAAAACAUACGACUGCCAGCCAGACACUCGAUAUAGUUUUUAAAGAAAACGUGUUUUUCAUGUCGAGCGAUAUUCCGUUGUUUGUACGACUUUUCCUGGCGACUGCGAACAAUUUGUAGUUCAUGAACAACAUUGGAGGAAUGGUAAUAAUAAUAAAUAUUAGAAGAGCAACUUGAUAGGAAAUAACAAAGUCGUUAAAAGAUAACAGCAGCAGGGUUACGUGCACGGUAAUUAGUAUUGCAAGAAGAGUUAAAAGUCUUCCCUUCGUUACCGAUGUUCGAUGAAAGACAGGACAAUAUAUCGCCAAAUAUCGAUCAAAAUUCAUCACCAAAAGAGCGAGUAAAGAAAAGGCAACGAAAACAGCUGAGAACCUUACGGAAAUAACCAUCCAAUUAGGGUAUACAUCCAACUUUUCAGUCAAGAAUAACAUCGCGAUAAGAGCCGUCAGUGGAUGAUUAGUUAAAACCACAAGCAAAUCGCAACAAGACAAAAGCAUUAUCAUGAAAUGGCAUAAUUUCUUUCGAAGUUGAACAGACCUCCGGAAGCUGAGUAUGACCAAGGAAUUUAGACAUAUUCCUGAGAAAAAGAACAAUACGUUCACAGCAAAUAUGAAUAUCAGGUUGAUGAAAUGAAUAAACUCCAUUCUGCGUCUGCUGAAUUGACUUCCUCUUCUGAAAAACUGAAGAUAAUAAAUAUAGGCAGCAGAUGUUAUGCUUAGAGUGACAUUUCUGAAGUAGAUAGAUAUAAUUAUAUAUAUAUAUAAUUCAUAACAAUGUCAAUGAGAAGUCUUCAUGGACAUUUUAUUAAACACUGAACAUCGCUAAACAUUGUCUUUUUUUACAUGUUGAUGUGAAUAAGACGUACGUUGAAGAGGCCUCCUGCACUUCUUUUCAAAUGUAGAAAAGUCAUGGUUUGGUCUUGCAUCUAAAUUGUUUGGCAGAAUUUCCAUUUUAAGCAAACAAUAGGCAAUUCCAGCUUUUAGUUUAUGCGCGCAGGGGGAGAUGGGAAGUAAGGUAUCAUAUUGCUGAUUAUGCUGAAAAAAUAAAAAAUGCGGCCGUGUAAACACGGAGUGAUAGCUUAUACUUGUAAAUAUUAAAAUAUUUCGGUUGUUUCGGCAGUUUUUAUUAACAUUUUUCCGCGUAAUCAGCAAUAUGAUACCUUACUUCCCAUCCCCCCUGUGCGCAUAAAUUAAAAGCUGGAAUUGCCUAUCCUAAUCACAUUUCCACCCUAAAAACUUUCAAACGACUCCUAGUCAUCGUCUAACAUUGUCAACAUGGUCUCUUGACUCUCUUCAUUUUAUGAUGUAUAUCAUCAUACGGUCAUGCUUAAUAAAUCUAUGAUGCAUGUAUAUCAUCAUAUAGGUGUUCAUUUUAAUGUUGCAUAUAUAAUUCAUGCGCUUUUUCUGUUUCAGGAAAGUUGUAAAUAUUCAUGUCUCCUGGCAAAGACCAUACCAGAUCAGUUUUAUUAUCAAGCAGAAUCAUUAGUAAAGCCAUUGCUGUUAUCAAUCGCACAUCAACAUUCUAAAGUCAGGCUGGCUGUUUUAGAGGUAGGCUGUAAUUUUACCGCAAUUUACGUGGGGGUGCUGUGUAUAUAGUAUUCUACAUUACAGUACAGCACAGCACAGCACAGCACAGCACAGCACAGCACAGCACAGCACAGUAAAGCCUCGCAUAAGAGAACCAGUGGGUUAAAAACCACCCCAGCUUGAAAUUUGGGCAAUUUUAAAAGCAUCCAAAAUGGAAGAACCACUUCAGGCUAUGAAGUGAAACUGGUUCUUAAAAAACUUUAUUAAACUUUUAGCUGAAUUAGUAAGCAGGUACUAGGAAGAAAAUACUGUAAUCUUGCUAGCAUGAAUUAUGUCUUUCAGCCACAUCAUGCAUGCAUUAUUUUUAUCAAACCUAGUUUCAUGAUACACUAUAAAAGGUUUAAAACUCUAAACCAAGAACAAUUGUUUUUGACUGGAAAUAGGAACCAGUUAAGAACCGCUUCAGCCUGAUUUCUUUGUAAGAACCACUUUUUUUUUCAAUUGUUGAAGAAUACGAAUGUUCUCACCAAGACGUUUCACAAGCCAUCCGUGUUGUAUCGGAUAUAGAACACGGCCGCUCAUGUUGUAAAUACAUAUAUUUCAUCUUGAAGUGAUUCUUUGUUCAGACUGUAGGUGUUGUAAUCCAAGGUGGUGAUGGGAAAAAUGUGGACAGUGUCCUGCCUCAUAUUGCUCAACGAACAUUUGAUGAAAAUCCAGUUGUAAGGUCUAUGGUGUCCACUGUGGUUGGAGGGUGGUUACUUGAUCUCAGGAAUAGGUAUGUUUUACUUUGAGAGUCACUUACUGAACGUAAUACUGUAAUAAUGUGUAUUAUUAUAUGGCUUUUCGAAAUUCUCUAUUCUGAUUGGUUGACAAGCGGUCCGUAAAAACCCAUAUCCGGACCGUGGUCCGUAUUUUCCGUAUCUGGUCUGGUGUCCCGGAUGUCGUUUAUCUGGCGGGAAAUUUUUGCUUUGCAAACAGAAAAAAUUUUUGCUUUUUAAUUUUCCAAUUGUGUGUUAUUAAAAUUUACAGAUAAAAAUUUCAAACAAGUGAAACAACCAAAUUGGUUUUGAUUGAGCAUGCAUGCCUACCGUAUAUUGUUACCCCAGUGAAACUGACGAUAGCCGAUUUAAUUCGCGCGAAAAGCAUAUGCUCACAGACUCAGUUCAGCCCAUUGAAACUGACGAUAGCCGAUUUAAUUCGCGCGAAAAGCAUAUGCUCACAGACUCAGUUCGGCCAUAUAAUAAACCGAUUAUUGACAUCGCUUGUUCGCGGUCUGAACUGUGAAAUAUCAGACCUCUGUUUUUUGCAUGGACCUCGCUCCUUCGUCGCUCGGUCCAUACUAAAAUCCUCGGUCUGAUAUUUAACAGUACAGAACUCACGCUCGGCCAAUAAGCCGUUAUAAUUUGGCAAGGGGUGUGUGCUGAUGGUAGACAGUAGUGUAUCUCACAUUGCUCAAGGAAUCCAGCUGUGAGAGUUGGUUGAUUGAUCUAAGAGAUAGGUAAAUUUUUUUGAAGGAAAUAAUGUGUGUAAUGUGGUAAGGGGGUGUAUGCUGGUAGUACAGUAGUCUAUCUCAUAAUAAGUUUUUUAGACGUUCUCUGGUUUUUAAAUAUUUAUUAUUACGAGCUUUCGACUGCCAGUCUGCAGUCUUCAACGAGUGGAUUACAAUGACUGAGGAUUACAAUGACUGAAGAUUACAAUGACUGAAGAUUACAAUGACUGAAGAUUACAAUGACUGAAGAUUACAAUGACUGAAGAUUACCGUUGAAGACUGCAGACUGGCAGUCGAAAGCUCGUAAUAAUAAAUAUUUAAAAACCAGAGAACGUCUAAAAACUUAUUAUUAAUAAUCCUGGUUUCGCUUCAAACAUAUUUAAGAAUAAGUCUAUCUCAUAUUGCUGAACUCGGACAUUGGAUGAUAUGAAAACUGAGUUGUGAGUUCUAUGUUGUCCACUGCAGUUGGACCGUAGCUGUUAUCCGUGAUCGGGCAUGGGUCAUACGAUGGCUGCCAGAGUCGCUCUUCGAAAGCCUUCGACUCGACCGGGUUGAGCUGAGCUUGCUCAAUUUGAUCAGAAAACUGACAUCACCUCAACUUACGUUUAGUUUUGUGUUCUCCAGGUACUCUUAUUUUCACAAGUUACUACCGUUGCUGCUGACAGCUUGUCUGAUGAUAUACAAGAGAUCCAAAAGAAAUCAUCAGAUUUGUUUGACAAGGUACUUAGUUCUUCAAAUUUCAGCCAGUGGUCGACACUGGGGGUGGGGUGAGGAAAACUAGGUUGGUAAUACAUGACGACCUUUUGUUGCUGGAAAUGUUAGUCCUUUAAACAUUUUGCCUUAAAUUUCAUGCAAUAUGUAGCUUUCCUUGUAGCACCAAUGCUUUUAUGGUUGAAAUAUUAUUGUUACAACUUUGUUAUACACAAUGGAGAAUUCCGUUAAAUAAAAUGCCAUCACCCAAUGGGGCAAGACAUUACUUGUAAAAGUAUUCACCGUUGUAUUUAAACUUGGUAUGCCAUUGUUUUUCCACAGACCAGACAGCAACCAUACGUGUGACUAACUUAUCAGAAGACACCAGAGAGUUGGAUUUACAGGAACUCUUCCGACCUUUUGGACGCAUAUCUCGAAUUCAUCUUGCUAAAGAUAUAAAAUCACCAACCAAUCCAAGGUACUGUAUAUUCUAUACAUUUUUUGUAUUUUUAAUUAGAGUUUAGAUAAAAAUAGAAUAUUUAUAAAAGUGAGUUAUGUCCUAUUUAAAACAUGAGCAGCAGUGUUUUAUCAGAUAUAAAGAUACGAGUCUGAUAAAACACGCACUGCGAAUGUCUUAAAUUGCUUCAAAAGCGAUCGAUCUAGUAAGUUCAUUGGCGAAGUGAUUCUCAAAAAAUACAUUGUGUAAGUCGAGAAAAUCAAAGUUAAAGUUUAUGUAAAUCAAGGGAAAUCUCUAUCACAUAUAAAGAUACGACAGGCUUAUGAUUUUUCUUUGUGUUUUGCUCAUGAAUUAUUAAUGAGUUUUUGAAAUUUUUAGUGAGAAUUUAGAUAAAAAUAGAAGAUUUAUAAAAGUGACAAUUAAACAAGAGCCGGAGAAACGAUAUAUACAGGUCCAUUCAUGCAAGAUUAACAUUUACCUUUUGAAUUUUCAAAUACGGACAAGAAACUAAAAUUAUUUCCGAUCCUGAUAAUAAUUCAGAUAAUUCAACUAAUAAAUUAGUUUGUUGGUUCUUCAAUUUUUUCCCGCUCAUUUGUAAUGUAUUUUUAUUUUAUAUUCAGGGAUUCGCUUUCAUCAAUUUUUGUUCGACGUGAAGACGCUGCUCGAGCGAUUAAGUGUGUCUCCGGUCUUGGUUACGACCAUCUUAUUCUUAACGUAGAGUGGGGGAGGUAAGAACAGUCGACAGGGGAAAUUACAUGGGGGAAAUUUGGUUAAAGGCAGUGGCAGAUAGUAGGAGGGGGAAGGGGGGGGGCGAUUCUAUGUGAUUCUAAACUGAUUCUAAUUUCGCCUCAGUCUUAUGAGUAUUGAGAAGAAUUCUUCCAGAUUUGACUCUGCCAAAACUGACUGCCAAACACCCCACCGGUUCUCUCUUGAAGUAACACUCGAUAGACUGGACCUCUAGACUCUCACCCGUUCCGCACGUUGUAACCAAUAAUCUAUUGUAAUUGUAAACCGAUUGUAAGCAAUAACUUAUUGGGUUACAUCUAAAGCAUUCGACAAGACUUUUUGUUAUAAAUGUAAUCGUCCUUAAAUGGAGGUAGGUCGCGUCUGGGUGGGGAGACCACUAAAAAAAGGCCAUCAAGUUCUCAAGUUUAGAUUAAUGUCAGAUUAAGAUUAGGGUUAGAUUAAGAUUACAUCCUAGUUUAGAGGUUAGAGUUGGGGUCAAAUUGGGGGAAGUUAUUGCAUACAAUCGGUUUGCAAUCACAAUAGAUUAUUGGUUACAACGUGCGGAACGGGUGAGAAUAGUGUAAACAGAUAGAGCUAUUCAAUUUGAAUAAAUACAGAAAUAUAGUAAUUUUCUCGUGAUUGUAAUGAAAUAAAUCAAAGUACAUAUUCACAUAUUUGUUUUACGUGUUUAUUCAUAUUUUAAAAUUAACAACGUAAUUCACUCAGUUUCACUGACAGCAACUAUACAUGUUAUACGGGGUGUAUAAAAAAGACGAAACCUAUCUAUUAUGCUUCAUAUGUUUUGAAGGUCGGUUAUUUGACCUACUUAUUUAAUAGUUUAUACGGCUUGAUAUGAGCCGGGGUAGCCCCACAAUUUUUUUCCUGACCAUAAAAAUUUAACAACUUUAAUUUGGCACAUAAAAAACUGAAUAUUUACAUAACUUAAACGGACAAUUACAUUGUACAAGAAGACGAGGAAAGUGCCAAAAGUGGCGAAACACAAACGAGACUAUGUCCCAUGCAGGGUGCUCACCACUAGACAACAAACAAAGACAGGAAACAAAGACAAGGAAGAUUAAAUGAAAAGACUAAGAGAAUGAAAAGGCAGAAAGAAUGAAAAGACAAAGAGAGAAAUGUUAGAUAUUUUUUAUUGAGUCGUGAUAAGUGAGUGUGAACUAGGUAAGUCAGGAGUGUAGGAAGUACUAGUGAGGUGGAUGUAAGUCUUGCGCAAGUAUGUCUUAAAAGAGGAGACAGUGACAUAACAAUACGAAGGAGCAGACGUACAAACAUAGUUCCACAGUUUAACAAUUCUAACACAAUACGAACUUUGAAAUGUACUUGUUUUGCAUGCUUGUGUUCUCAGAAGACCAGAAGUGGCCGCGCGUGUCCUUCCCGUUGUAACUUCAACAUACUGCGAUAUGUCAAAAUCUGUGAGACCGUACAUGCAUUUAUAGAAAAAUAUCAAGUCCUUCUGUUCUCUGUCGUAUACAAGCUCGUUUGAAAAAAAAAUGUAAAAAGUUUUGUAAAAAGAUCGUUUGAAUGAACUUUACACUGUUACUGGAAUCAAACUAAGCUAAUUCCAACCUCGUUCCCAGACUUUUACUAUCGUCCCAAGUAACUGGGCCAGCCCUGUUCCCUUUAAAAAAGCCCCCAAAGCACGUGCGCAAAGCCAGAUGGUUGUAUUCGGCUGUAGAAUGCAAAGUUAUGCAAAGUAAAGAUUAA
Paramuricea clavata is the source of this 13868-nucleotide messenger RNA. The record is from the annotation of a GenBank genome assembly. Lineage: Eukaryota; Metazoa; Cnidaria; Anthozoa; Malacalcyonacea; Plexauridae.